Molecule: messenger RNA, 1727 nt
Organism: Drosophila ficusphila
Lineage: Eukaryota; Metazoa; Arthropoda; Insecta; Diptera; Drosophilidae
Gene: eIF5
Product: eukaryotic translation initiation factor 5
Exons: 3
Coding region: 68-1429 (453 amino acids)
Biological process (GO): formation of cytoplasmic translation initiation complex; translational initiation; formation of translation preinitiation complex
Cellular component (GO): cytosol
Molecular function (GO): translation initiation factor activity; eukaryotic initiation factor eIF2 binding; GDP-dissociation inhibitor activity
Source: RefSeq, a predicted model, not a curated record
AUUACGAACACUAUCCGAACAAUAAGCCAAAUUAGCACUACCCCCCUGGAACCGAAAAGCAUACAAAAUGGCCACCGUUAACGUAAACCGCAGCGUGACGGACAUCUUCUAUCGCUACAAGAUGCCACGUCUGCAGGCAAAGGUCGAAGGCAAGGGGAACGGCAUUAAAACCGUUCUCGUUAACAUGGCCGAAGUAGCUCGCGCUAUUGGCCGUCCGGCAACCUAUCCAACAAAGUAUUUCGGCUGCGAGUUGGGCGCCCAGACUCUGUUCGAUCAUAAGAACGAACGCUUUGUUGUGAACGGAUCGCACGAUGUGAACAAGUUGCAGGAUCUACUGGAUGGCUUCAUUCGCAAGUUUGUGCUGUGCCCCGAAUGCGACAAUCCGGAGACCAAUCUGACUGUAUCUGCCAAAAACCAAACCAUUUCCCAGUCUUGCAAGGCAUGUGGCUUCCAUGGUCUGUUGAAGGUGAACCACAAAGUGAACACGUUUAUUGUGAAAAAUCCCCCAUCGCUUAAUCCGGCUGCCCAAGGAUCGUCGCUGACCGAGGGCAAACGUUCGAAGAAGCAAAAGCAAAAGAACGACAACUCGGAUAGCUCAAUGACCAACAACUCUCUGGCCAAUAACUCUGGCGGAGAAUCGGAUGGCGGCAAUGGCACAAACCAGGCUAGCCAAACGGAGGCCGAAAUUAGCGCCGCUAUUCCGGAGAAGAGCGUCAAAGAAGACGACGAUGAGGGAUGGAGCGUCGAUGUUUCGAAGGAGGCUAUACGUGCUCGCUUGCAAGAUUUGACUGAUGGUGCUAAGGGCAUGACUAUUUCGGAUGACUAUGAUAAAACUGAAAAGGAACGCAUUGAUAUUUUCUAUGAAUUGGUAAAGGAUAAGCGGGACAAGAAGCAAUUGGAUGAUUUACAAAUUCACAAAGAACUGUUGAUCGAAGCUGAACGUUUGGAUAUUCUCAAUAAGGCACCACUGGUCCUGGCCGAGCUGCUUUUCACUGAAAAUAUUAUCAAAGAGGUGCCUAAAAACCGUAACUUGCUUCUUCGCUUCACAAUCAAUAACCCGAAAGCACAGCGCUAUUUAAUUGGCGGAGUUGAACAAACUGUCGAGCUGCAUACAAGUACACUGAUGAGCAAGGUGGCUGGAGUUUUUAAAAUAUUUUAUGAUUUAGACAUACUCGAUGAAAAGGUCAUUCUGGAUUGGGCCCAAAAAGUCAGCAAGCGUCAUGUCUCUAAGAAAAUUGCUACCGAGAUUCAUGAGAAGGUUAUGCCGUUCGUCCAGUGGCUGAAAAAUGCCGAAGAGGAGUCCUCUGACAGUGAGGUUGAUGCCGAGUCUGAGGAAGAAGAUGAACCCGUUUACAAAUCAAGAGUCGAAAAAGUGGAUAAGGUUAAGGUUGAUGAAGAAGGAGACGAGAUCAACAUUGACGAAAUCUAAAAUAAAAUUGAAAUACAGCUACUUCCGAUCAGUAGUAUUUUGGAAAAGUAAAAUCAAGCAAGCGCAAUCUACCAAUUCUUCUAACUGAAAUAUAAAUUAGCGAGUUAAAUCAAUAAGUGGUUUUUGAUCUUUGUUUUUAAGAGUGCCCCUCAAAUAAUAUCGAGUCGCUUGAUUUUCAUUUUUCGCUUUACUAUAAUUCAAUUUUUAGCAUAACAUUAUCCAAGCCGCUGUAACAAUAGACGAUAACUGAACUUAAUUACACCAACACAUAUUACAAAAUAAAGAAAAAAGUGCAAAA